CUUUCACACUUUUCCCACUGUCUUUGAAGGCAGCAGUAUAGAUCUGGUCAGCUCUGUAAACAUAUCAAUGUUAUUAGCGAGGAAGCAAUGCUAACAGCACAAGAAGACCGCGGGAUUGGCCAAACACUGUCGCUCCCUCUUAAUGGCGUCAUUCUGUCGCGUUUUAGGGAUAUGUGGGAGUCGUUUUUCCGACUCUCUACGGUGCGAAGGGUGAAGAGGAACACUCUUCAAGGAGGUCUGCAGUGGUUCAACACAGUGCGCGCUGUCGUGUGAGAUGCUUCAGUGUUACGCUAAUGAUGAAGCUAACGGACUCUGGCUGCUUGACAGCCAAGUGGAUGGAAAUGACACCGCAUUAUUCCAAAAACACCCGCCGCAGCGAAGGAUAACGGGGCGAACUGCUUAAUAUCGUCUCAGCGGUUGGUAAAUGGCGUUAUAACACUCUAACAUGCAUAGCUUGCGUCAGAGCUGCGGUGAUGCCUUCAUACGCAUAGCUGUGUAGUUUUAUCACUUUGAGGAGAUGUCAUUCACAAUGGAGGAUAAUUUUGAGUCGGGCUGGGUAGCCGUUCGCCCAAAUGCGUUCGAAGAAAAGGAGAAGCAUAAAUUUGUUUUUAUCGUAGCAUGGAAUGAAGUAGAAGGCAAAUUUGCCAUCACAUGUCACAACAGGACGGCGCAGAGGCGAAGCUUUGGCAGCAGCAGGGAGGAGGAUGGAGACAAAACAAGAUGGCCCGGAAGUCCUGCAGGGGAUAAACUGUCCCGGAGCCCUGGCUCAGGAGCAAGAGAUGCUGCGGUUAAAGGCCUUAAAAGCAAGCUUCCAGGUUCCAAACUAAGUCCUGUUAAAAUUAAGACUGUGGUCAACUAUGUGUCAUGUCAUGUUAGUUCUGAGCCUGAGUCGCAGCGAGAGGAGCAGCAGUCCUGUGUGGCCACUUUGGACCUAGAGGAUAGUCUUAGUCGGGAGGACUGCAGUUGGGCAGGACUCUUUUCCUUCCAGGACCUGCGGGCGGUCCACCAGCAGCUGUGUUCUGUCAACUCCGACCUGGAGCCCUGUCUUCCUGUCUUUCCAGAGGAACCCAGCGGAAUGUGGACAGUGUUGUUCGGGCCAGCUGAGGUCUCAGAGACUGAGAUGGAUGAACUCUGUUCUAAGUUGCAGCUCUACCUGGGCCAUGCACUAGAUAUAUGCGGCUGGAAGAUCCUCUCCCAGGUUCUCUUCACUGAAAAUGAUGAUCCAGAUGAGUACUAUGAGAGCCUUAGUGAGCUGAAGCAGUCUGGAUACGAGGAAGCACUUCAGCGUGAAAGCAAACAUCUGCAAGAGCUCCUGGAAAGACACAGGAGCAUGGACAGCAUGGUAGAAUUGUUGGAGCUUUACGAGGAGGAGGACCAGGCUUAUGGAUCCCUGCUGGAGGCCUCCACGCAGCUGUACCAGUACCUGCUGCAGCCAUUCCGAGACAUGAGGGAGCUGGCCAUGCUACGCAGACAACAAAUUAAGAUCUCCAUGGAGAACGACUACCUGGGCCCGAGGCGCGUGGACGCCCUCAAGAAGGAGGACUCUGAUUGGCAGAGGAAAGCUCAGGAGGCGGUCCUUAUUAUCCAGGACUUCACUGUAAAAUACUUUGAGACAACCGCCAGAGCUCAGAAAGGUGUUUAUGAGCGUAUGAAGGUGGACCAGCGCAAGUUUGGCAAGGCCUCAUGGACAUCAGCAGUGGAACGGAUGGAGAGACUCCGUUACUCUGUCGCCAAGGAAACCCUGCAACUGCAGAGAGCCCGGGAGAUCAGCCUGGAGCAGAGGAAGCACACCCUUAGAGAAGAGAUGCAGAGCCUGUGUAGCAGCGAGCAUGCAAUGACCCUUCUGGACCACAUGGAGUCACAGUACUAUGAGCUGCAGCUCCAACUGUAUGACAUCCAGUCUGAGAUCCUUCAGUGUGAAGAGCUGCUUCUCACUGCUCAGUUAGACAGCAUUCGAAGACAGAUGACAGAACGUCAGGAUGAGGUGGUGUACUACGACACCUUUGAAAGUGCAGCUGAUAUUACACAGGAGGACACUGCCGAGAAAAAAGAACUACACAUGCUUCAGGUCAGCGCUCGACAACUGGAGGCCCGAAGGGGACGCAUCACAGCCAAGCGUUCUUAUUUGAGGAGCAAACGGGAGAUAUGUGUGUCAAAUCACAUUAAGAAACAGCAGAUGCGUCAAAGCACACAGAAAGACCUCCUAUCCCAACACAUCUUACAGCUGAAACUGGAUGAAGAGGAGGAUGAGAAAAAGAACAGUCGAGUGCGUCAAGAGAGGCAAAGAACUCUGGACAGACUGCGCACCUUCAAGCAGCGGUACCCGGGUCAGGUGAUUCUGAAGUCCACUCGAAUACGCGUGGCCCACAGCAGAAGGAGGGAGCGUGGAAAGGUUAUGCCAACGGAUGGCGGGAGCGAAAGGGAGGAGCGUUCAGACCCUGCGGUGACCAUGCGGAGUCCAGGCCAGCAGCCUCUAUUCCUCAGCACCAGCGUGCAGACAGACCUCAGCUCCACGCUCACCACCCAGCCUGUCACAGGCCUGGCAGCGUCACUUCCUCCUCUGCUUGUGCCCAAUCCCGCCGACUCCUUCUGUUCUCCCUGCUCCCUCUCCUCACUGCUGGCAUCUCCUUCAUCACCUCCACCUCCACCCCCUCCUCCUCCUCCCCUGCCAAUACGGCAGCAGGUGUCCCCCUCAGAGGGCCCGGGCAGCCAGAGGGAGAAGGCGGAAGAAAAGAGUGCUGCAGAGGAGCAUCCUCUCUCUCCGCUUGGCCCCUUCCAUCCUCGCUUUUUUGACAGCAGCCAGCUGGUGAGCGCCCGCAAAAAAUUGAGGAAAACUCCAGAGUUUGACGGCCACAGCAGACGAGUGAGCUCCCCCAUGGACGAGGUGCUGGCCUCCCUGAAGAGAGGGAGCUUCCACCUGAAGAAGGUCGACCAGCGGCCCCUUCCUCCUCCUGCCAGCAGUGACGAUGACCCCAACAGCAUCUUAGCUCAGAUCCGGAAGGGGGUCAAAUUGAGGCAAGUCCCUCCAAAAGAGAGGAAAGGUCAGGACGAGGCCACCAGUGACCCUCUUACCAGGAGCAUCUAUGAGGCACUUCGCCGUAUCAAAGAGGCUUCUCCAGAGUCGGACUCUGAUGACGAUGGGUUGGGCGGUCCAGACUGGGAAAGCUAGGGUUGAGGCUCAGACACAAUAUGUCUGAAAUAGGGGUACGGUACGAGUCCCAUUGAGGUACAAGUUAGACUAAUGGACCUCAAUGGGACGAUUAUUAUUAUUAUUAUUGGACUCCAAGGUAACAGUCGAAAAGUUACACACAUUUCUAAACUGCAAAAAGCCACUUCAGUGAAGAUACUGUACUUUAUCUUAGUGUACUGUCCACACACAUAAGCACAGACACACACUCACAGUACCAGUUGGUCAUCACACUAAUAAUUUAACUCGGUGGUCGAUGGUCAUUUUGUUUUUCCAUGCUGCUCAGACCAUCAUGGUCAUUUCUACUGUAUUUAACCUAAAAAAAAUCACACUAUUAUGUAUUAUGACGCCAUAUUUAUUUGUAAUUAUUCCAUGAUGUUGCUGUAAUGUGGCGCCCCUUUGUGGCCACAUUUACACAUACACUUAGUUGUUAUUAAUGUGGUUCUCAAUUUUUUUGUCAUGCCCCCUCUGGGGGGGCAGAAAUGUUGUAGCGCUAAUAUCUUAUCUGUUUAUCUGACUGAACUCGAAACAGAAACUAGCGAAAUGCAACAAAAUGGAGAGCAGUGAAGCAUAAACGCGUACUCGAGAGUCAAAUUCCAUGCUGAAAAUGACACGUUUGUCCACUCUGUAUCUCACACCCACCCAGGGGGCCGGCCUCACAAUUUGAGAAGCACUACUCUUGGCACACAAAGAAUAUUACUCAUCACUAAACAUCACUAAAAAGUCAACUUUGCAUAAUUGAACUUAAUGCCACUGACACUGGAACACCCCAAACAGAUAUAUGUUGUUGUAAAGUAGAGCUGUCACGCUAACCAAAUCAUGUAAAUCGGGGUCAUAUGGAAAACUGACAGCCCAUAUGAAGGCCCACUGCACGUGCACCAAAUCCUUCAGUAUGUCACACUAUUCCUGCCCCUCCCCCUCUUGCCCUCACCCCCAUGUUCCCUCAGCCAUCCAGGGUGGAUGACCAUCUGCUUAACUGCACCAUACUGUUUGAUAGAGCUGUGGCGAUGUGGUAAAAGUCUUUACAAAAGGCCACAGUACCUCUUAGGAGAUUCCCAAGCUUUUUUUUAAUAGGCUCUCCUUCACUGAGGGGGCUGUGACCGCUACCCACCUUCUCCCCUGUAGAAAUUCUAAGUGGGAAGUCAGUUAGUCACGUUGCUGCAAGUAAAAAAAAAAAAUGCACCCACACGAUAAGUUCUCAGCCAACAGCGAACUCGAGGCAACAUUAUGUAACUGUUUUACCUCAAAAGACCAACCUCAGCGUCAUUUCUAUUGAGAUUACAUGAUGGAUAAAAGAACCUCCUGAAAGUUAAGUUUGGUGGGGUUGAGGUCAAACUCAACCUGCCCUUUGUGCGCUGGGGCACAUUGGUGCUCGAACAGACAUCGUUGGAUGCUAUUGUCUGUGUUGGGAAACUGAAGCCAUGCAUGAACUGAUUAUUUAGAUCAGGGGUGUCCAAAGUGCAGCCUGGGGAGCCAUUUGUGGCAGUUUUUGUUAUUGGCCCACGUCACUUUUUAAAACAUUAAUAUUAUGCAAAUAUUAAGAGAAAAAAGUUUGAACCUGACAAAAAAAGGCAUAAUGUUGUUAUAUUAUGAGGAAAAAUAAACAUUUUAGUCUCAUAAAGGGUAAAUAUUAAAGGCAAAUUAUGUUAUUUUAUUAUUAAAUCAUAACAUUAUGAGAAUCAAACAAAACAACAAAGUUGUAAUUUUGGGAACAUUAGGUUGGCAAAAAAUUGUAAUGUUAGGAGAAUAAAGUCAAAAUAUUAUGGGAAUGAAAUCAUAAAUCCAAGAAGAAAAUUCAAACAUUUGGGGAAAGAAAACAGCUGUACUUUUCAUCGAAUAAAGUCAAAAUAUUAAAAGAAAAUAGUGGUAUUCUGACAAGAAAGAAUGUUGCAAUGUUACGAGAAUAAACGUGUAAUACUAUGAGGAAAAAUAAUGAUGUUGAAAUAUGAAAGGCAAUUUUUUUUUAAAAGUCUGAAUAUUAUGAGAAAAAUAAAAUUCGAAAUUCGAAAAAAAGUGAUAUUAGGCAAAUAAAGUAAAAAAAAAUCAUAAUAUUACAAAAACAGAAUUUAUGAAGAUUAUUUUAGGGGAAACACUCCAGGCAGGACACCCCUGAUUUAGAGCUAUGUCUCCAUUAUUUUGUGGAAGAAAUGCAUAUGAAUUCAUGUAGACAGCGGGGCGGUACACCUCAAGCCAAGGACCAGGGUCGACACCCUCACAUACAUCUAUGAGCCUAGUGUAUCUGUAUUGAAGUCUAUUAGUUGUCUUAUGACUCUUUUCCACAAUAAAACGGUGCGUUAAAAAAGUGCACACAUCAGAGGUCAUUGGAGAGUGUCUCAGUGUUUCUUUACAACCCAAAUGCUGACUUAUUUUAGAUUGUGGCACAGUGAGUAUCACAGCACAAAAUGUGGAUUCAUAAACUGCGACUAUAGAGUGGCUGCAGUAUUCCCUGGUGAGCCUGUUUCAGCUAUGAAUUACACACACUGUACUUUUCUUUAUACUACGUCCUCACAACAGUUUAUAGGUUACAGAUGUAGAGGUGUCAAUCAUGCUUCAAUCGUCCAUGCAUGGGGUCUAUACGAGGUGCUUAUUGAGCCUUCCAUAACUCCACCCAAAGGAUGUUAUCAUGUUUUACUAUAUUUUACGUUGCAUGCCGCUAAUAAUCUCCCUCUAUAAGCAUUUUUAAGAACAAUGUUAACAUUUAUUAUGCAGGCUCCCCCAUCCAAACUGUAAUACGGCACUCAAACAACACAACCGAAUGCUGCUGUUUUCAAAGAAUACACUUGUUUUGCCUUUUUUUUUUUUUACAACCUUGUCCUGCAAUCAAAUUAAAAACCUUGCAAUGUG
Messenger RNA from Doryrhamphus excisus (bluestripe pipefish), 6031 nucleotides. Its product is annotated as junction-mediating and -regulatory protein-like. Gene Ontology annotation, biological process: Arp2/3 complex-mediated actin nucleation; intrinsic apoptotic signaling pathway by p53 class mediator; 'de novo' actin filament nucleation. Lineage: Eukaryota; Metazoa; Chordata; Actinopteri; Syngnathiformes; Syngnathidae. Gene Ontology annotation, cellular component: cytoplasm; nucleus. The record is from RefSeq and is a predicted model, not a curated record. Gene Ontology annotation, molecular function: actin binding; transcription coactivator activity; Arp2/3 complex binding.